Molecule: messenger RNA, 8313 nt
Organism: Physeter macrocephalus (sperm whale)
Lineage: Eukaryota; Metazoa; Chordata; Mammalia; Artiodactyla; Physeteridae
Product: growth regulating estrogen receptor binding 1
Exons: 24
Coding region: 46-4500 (1484 amino acids)
Biological process (GO): multicellular organism development
Source: RefSeq, a predicted model, not a curated record
CCUAACGCUCUCGGUGUGUCCCUAGAGAGCACAGGCGUGACCUGCAUGCCCCAGGUUGGCUUGGUGGGACCGGCUUCAGUCGCCUUUCCCGUUGUGGCCUCCGGAGAGCCAGUGUCCGUUCCCGACAACUUGCUGAAAAUAUGCAAGGCCAAGCCCGUGAUCUUUAAAGGCCACGGGCACUUCCCUUACCUCUGUGGGAACCUGAACGAUGUCGUUGUGAGCCCUCUCCUGUACACGUGCUACCAGAACUCCCAGUCCAUCUCCAGAGCGUAUGGACAGUAUGGGGCCUCCACGAUACAGCCCAUCUCCGAGGAGAUGCAGCUCCUGCUGACCGUCUACUAUCUCGUCCAGCUGGGAAAAUACCAAGCCCGGAUUCUUUCUGAGAGCCUUCUCACCCCAGCUGAGUACCAGAAAGAAGUCAAUUAUGAGCUGGUUACGGGGAAAGUGGACUCUCUGGGAGCCUUUUUUAGCACCCUCUGUCCAGAGGGCGACAUUGAUAUUUUGCUGGACAAAUUUCAUCAGGAAAAUCAAGGCCAGAUUUCUUCCUCACUUACUGCCUCCUCUGUCACCAAAUCAGCAUCCCUAGAUGUCGGCGGGACACCGGUAUGCACAAGUUACCAUCUGGAGCCUCACCGCAUCCGGCCCUUCCAGCUGGCCGUGGCCCAGAAGCUCCUCUCCCACGUGUGUUCAAUCGCAGAUUCCAGCACCCAAAAUCUGGACUUAGGAUCCUUUGAGAAGGUGGACUUUCUGAUUUGUAUUCCACCCUCAGAAGUGACCUACCAGCAGACCCUGUUCCACGUCUGGCAUUCAGGGGUUCUGCUGGAGCUUGGCUUGGAAAAGGAGCACAUGACCAAGCAGACGGUCGAGCAGUAUGUUUUGAAGCUAGAUGCCCAGGCGCAGACAAAAUUCAAGUCCUUUCUGCAAAACUCCUUUCAGAAUCCGCACACGCUCUUUGUCCUCAUUCACGACCACGCCCACUGGGAUCUAGUGAGUAGCACUGUUCAUGACCUCUACUCCCAGAGUGACCCGUCCGUGGGGUUGGUGGACAGAUUGCUCAACUGCAGGGAGGUGAAGGAGGCCCCCAACGUCGUGAUGCUCCACGUGACCUCCUUCCCGUACGCGCUGCAGACGCAGCACACCCUCAUCAGUCCUUACAACGAGAUACACUGGCCGGCCUCCUACAGUAACGGAGUGGACUUGUAUCCUGAGAAUAAGAAGUACUUCGGGCUGUCCGAGUUCAUCGAGUCCACCCUCUCAGGACACAGCCUCCCCUUGCUGAGAUACGACAGCUCCUUUGAGGCCAUGGUCACCGCAUUGGGAAAAAGGUUCCCCCGCCUGCACAGCGCGGUGAUCAGGACCUUCGUUCUCGUGCAGCACUACACGGCCGCGAUGAUGGCCGUGAGCGGCCUCUCUCAGAUGAAGAACUACACAUCGGUGGAGACGCUGGAGAUCACGCAGAACCUCAUCAACUCCCCGAAGCAGUGCCCCUGCGGCCACGGGCUCAUGGUCCUGCUGCGGGUGCCCUGCUCCCCGCUGGCGGCCGUGGCCUAUGAACGGCUGGCCCACGUGCGGGCGCGGCUGGCCCUGGAGGAGCACUUUGAGAUCAUCCUGGGCAACCCCAGCUCUGGCAUCACCAUCGGGAAGCACUUCUUGAAGCAGCUCAAGAUGUGGCAGAAAAUUGAGGAUGCGGAGUGGCGGCCUCAGACAUACUUGGAGUUGGAGGGCCUGCCCUGCAUCCUGAUCUUCAGCGGGAUGGACCCGCAUGGGGAGUCCUUACCAAGGUCUCUGCGGUACUGUGACCUGCGGCUCAUGGACUCCUCCUGCCUGGUGAGGACAGCAUUGGAGCAGGAGCUGGGCCUGGCUGCUUACUUUGUGAGCAGCGAGGCUCCCCUGGAGAAGGGGGCCCGGAGUGAGGCCUUGGAGAGUGACGCUGAAAAGCUGAGCAGCACAGACAACGAGGAUGAGGAGGUGGUGACGGAAGGCUCCACGUCAGAGAAGAGGAGCCCCGUGAAGCGAGAACGGUCCCGCUCCCAUGACUCCGCGUCCUCAUCCCUCUCCUCUAAGGCAUCCGGCUCAGCACGGUGCGGCGGGUCCCCGGCUCAGGCUCAGCCGGCGGGGCCCUCACGGGGGGACCGGGCCCGAUCGCCUCAGCCCUGCGGCCCCGCGGAGGAGGGCAGGGCCCCGGGAGAGAGACAGCGGCUCCGGGCAGGGCGGGGGCCGCCGUCGGUCAUCAGCGGGCACGGCCCCGGGCUGGCCCCCCAGCCGGACCCCGGCCUCAAGACCGGCCAGUGGAGCAUCCAGGUGUCAGUGCCCUCAUCGUCCUCCUCGGGCUCGUCCUCCUCGUCCGCGAUGCCCGCCGCCGGCCCGCUCGUCCUGCGGGCCGCCCAGUGCUCCAUGACCAAGGCCUGCCGGCGGCCGCCUGUGGUCUUCCUGCCCAAGCUGGUGUACGACAUGGUCACGUCCACCGACGGCAGCGGCCUGCCCAAGGCCGCCUCGCUCCUGCCCUCGCACUCGGUCAUGUGGGCCAGCUCGUUCCGGCCCCUGCUCAGCAAGACCAUGACGUCCACAGAGCAGUCACUGUACUACCGGCAGUGGACGGUGCCCCGGCCCAGCCACAUGGACUACGGCAGCCGCGCCGAGGGCCGCGUGGACGGCUUCCACCCGCGCCGGCUGCUGCUUAGCGGGCCCCCCCAGAUCGGGAAGACAGGCGCCUACCUGCAGUUCCUCAGCAUUUUGUCCAGAAUGCUCAUUCGGCUGACGGAAGUGGAUGUUUACGAUGAAGAAGAGAUCAAUAUCAACCUCAGAGAAGAAUCAGAUUGGCAUUACCUCCAGCUCAGUGACCCCUGGCCGGACCUGGAGCUGUUCAAGAAGUUGCCCUUUGACUACAUUAUUCAUGACCCGAAGUAUGAGGAUGCCAGCCUGAUCUGUUCACACCAUCGGAGCAUAAAGAGCGAAGACAGAGGGACACGCCGGAAGCCAGAGGACCUCUUCGUGCGGCGCCAGACGGCGCGGAUGAGGCUCUCCAAGUACGCGGCAUACAACACGUACCACCACUGCGAGCAGUGCCACCAGUACAUGGGCUUCCACCCCCGCUACCAGCUCUAUGAGUCCACCCUGCACGCCUUUGCCUUCUCUUACUCCAUGCUAGGAGAGGAGAUCCAACUCCACUUCAUCAUCCCCAAGUCCAAGGAGCGCCACUUUGUCUUCAGCCAGCCCGGAGGCCAGCUGGCGAGUAUGCGGCUGCCCCUCGUCACAGACAAGAGUCAUGAAUACAUAAAAAGUCCGACGUUCACUCCCACGACUGGCCGUCACGAGCACGGGCUCUUUAACCUGUACCACGCGAUGGACGGUGCCAGCCAUUUGCACGUGCUAGUUGUCAAGGAGUAUGAAAUGGCGAUUUAUAAGAAAUACUGGCCCAACCACAUCAUGCUGGUACUCCCGAGUAUCUUCAACAGCGCUGGAGUUGGCGCCGCCCAUUUCCUGAUCAAGGAGCUGUGUUACCACAACCUGGAGCUGGAGCGGAACCGUCAGGAGGAGCUGGGGAUCAAGCCGCAGGACAUCUGGCCUUUCAUCGUGAUUUCCGAUGACUCCUGCGUGAUGUGGAACGUGGUGGACGUCGACUGUGGCGGGGAGAGAAGCAGGGAAUUUUCCUGGUCGGAAAGAAAUGUCUCCUUGAAGCACAUCAUGCAGCACAUCGAGGCGUCCCCCAACAUCACUCACUACGCCCUGAUCGGCAUGCGCAAGUGGUCCAGCAAGACUGGGAGCCGCGAGGUGCGCGAGCCCUUCACCCGCUGCCACGUGCACGACUUCAUCGUCCUGAACGUGGACCUGACCCAGAAUGUGCAGUACGGCCAGAACCGGUUCAUGUGUGAUGAUGUGGACUUCAAUCUGCGGGUGCAUAGCGCCGGCCUCCUGCUCUGCCGGUUCAACCGCUUCAGCGUGAUGAAGAAGCAGAUUGCGGUGGGCGGGCACCGGUCCUUCCCCAUCACGUCCAAGGUGUCUGACAGCCCCAUGGCCAUCGUGCCGGCCCAGUACAUCUGUGCCCCCGACAGCAAGCACACGUUCCUCGCGGCCCCUGCGCAGCUCCUGCUGGAGAAGUUCCUGCAGCACCACAGCCACCGCUUCUUCCCGCUGUCCCUGAAGAAUCACGGCCACCCCGUGCUGUCCGUCGACUGCUACCUUAACCUGGGGUCUCAGAUCUCUGUGUGUUACGUGAGCUCCAGGCCCCACUCUUUAAACGUCAGCUGCUCCGACUUCCUGUUCAGUGGACUCCUGCUGUACCUCUGUGACUCUUUUGUGGGAGCUGGCUUUUUGAAAAAGUUUCAUUUUCUGAAAGGUGCCACCUUGUGUGUGAUCUGUCAGGACCGGAGCUCACUCCGCCAGACGGUGGUCCGCCUGGAGCUGGAGGAUGAGUGGCAGUUUCGGCUGCGUGAUGAAUUCCAGACCGCCAAUGCCAAGGAGGACCGACCCCUCUUCCUUCUCACCGGACGACACCUCUGAGGGAGACACGCCUGAGGGCGGGGCCUUCAGAACCUCAGGCUGCCGAGGCUAAAGGAAGAAUAGGAACCACGGAGUGUCUGGACUGGGACGGGACCCAGAGGUGUCUGUUGGCCGCCCCCUCAUGGUAGGUGCCAGGGAACCGAGGCCCCGAGAUGGACCGAGACUUACUGAGACCAGCGGGGAUGGGUGGACGGUGCACAGGAACUCAAACCAAAGGCCCCUAGGUUCCGGGGCAGACCCCACUGCCCUGGCCUGUGUCGAAGUCCGUCAUAUGAAGAACAAAGUUUUGCCUGCUGUCGCAUCAUCCACUUGCUUCCAUGGACAGACUUGACUUUUCUCUUAGCUCUGAAGGAUCCCCCUUGGCUUAUCUUGUACAGGUGCCAGCAUUUCAGAUGAUGGAUGUGAUGUUGGCUGUGUAGGUUUCUCUAUAACCUACUACAGAGCAAUAUUCCAAAAGAACCUUUUAACUGUAAAGGCUGGAGACAAGAAAAAAUGAAGUAGCUUCACUUAAUAAGAAUUAUGUAAGUUUACUCUUUUAGAAGCUAGCCCAAAGGCAUCAACUUUAAUAAAGUAAAACAAAUAGUUUCACUUCAGAGCAAAUACGAGUCUAUUAAAAUAGUAUAGGGUAAAUACCCUACCUCUUAGAAAGGGCAAAAGUGAAAAGAAACUUUUUUAAAAACUACGGGGGUUUCAGGAAGGAAAUUAGGGUUACAGAGAUUGACCUUGAGAAAUAGAAUUUGCCUUACAAAGGAAAGAGGACCAAAUGGCUUACCUGAAACAAGCAAUGAGAACAGCUAAAGCGAUGCAGAAAAUAGUUGGUAAGAACUAGACUUCUGACUCUAAUUUAUUGAAGCUGCUUUUAGUUCCUUGAGUCGCUUGUCUUCUCUUACGAAUGUUUGGUCCCUGACAGGAGAGGAAGGGGGACAGACAAGGCAGCAGCGAUGUUCUGUGACGCGCCCACACUCUCGCUUGUGCUGGGAUGUUUUUUAAACCACCGUGUUAGAGGGCCCCCUAGAGGCUGGGCCUUGGGCCAGGUGCUUUCACUGUUACGAUCUUGCUUAACCCUUCCAGCCGCCCAUGUGCGUGGAAUUAUUCUUCCCAUUUCAAAGAUGAGACAGUUGAGAUGUAGAGAGCGCGUCUCACCAAGAUCACACAGCCGGAGAGAAGCAGAAGCAGACGCUGGGGUCCAUCUCCCCACCACACUGCUUAUGGAGUGGCCCGUAACCAAAGGAAGAGUUUAAGGGUCGUCCGAAAUGAAAUCAGCAGAAUGCACUCUCAUCCAUCCAUCUUAGACGUCUAAAGCACUCUAAUGGAUAGCAAUCCGAGAAGAAAUUCUUUUCAAAGAUGAUGCCGAAGAGUUAAUGUCAAUCUUUUCCUCCCUAAGAAAAAAAAGUCCAUGAGUAUAAAAGAUUUAGAUCAGUGUUUCUAAAAUGAUCUCUUUGUAUAUGUCAUUAUUCCUAUCUUGGAAUAAAAACUUCCCUUCUUUAGUUCUACUUGUCUUUUAUAAAUGGUGGCUUCUGGCAAGCUUCUGGGCUGCUUUCUCCAUUUUAUUGGUUAAUUUAAACUCGGGGGAAAAAAACUAACGGGUAUUUGUAUUUGCUCCAGCCUUAUAAAUAGAAUUUGUGACGCAUGUAUUGUGUCUUUGCUGGGAAUGAGUUGCAUCGUUUUGGGAGGAAGUAGUGUGGCCAGUGGUCCUGGGGGGCUAAUACCUGCUUAAAAUCUCAGUGGUUGACAGAGGACAGUUUUGGAAAGGAAAGAAGAACAAAUCCAUAAAAAUAAGGGUAUAUUAAGAUGUGGAGGAAUCCCCGAAAGAGAAAGAACAGGUAGAAAUGGAAGAAACAAUGGCCCAAAGCGUGCAGAGAAGCCUGCCGCACAGGAGGAUGGUUUCCUCCUGUGCCCUGAGCUUCCGAGUGACUAAAGAAGCAGGCAGGGGGCCUGGGCGUUUGGUAGGGUCGUUCACAGGGGAAGUCCGCUUGGAGCAGCCAGGCUCUUUGGUGCCUCCCAGCCCUCCCUGCUGUGCCCUCCACCCCGCAGCCAACCUGGGCUGAGCAGCGGAUUGGUUGAGGCUCGGGCCCGGAGUGUGGAGCCCCAAGCAGGGGGCGGGUCCUUUGUGAAGACAAGCUGUCGGCACCCCAUCGCCACCGCAGUGUCCUGUCCCCACAGUCACUUGAGGCAGUAAAUAGCAAACAGGAGCUCCCUAAGUACGGAAAUAAACACACAACUAAAACUCAUAGCAAAAAUACAGGAAAUGUUAUAGAGGGAGCGGUGAUAAGCACCAUGAAGAGUCAAUACAGCAGAUGGAAUCCCAUCAAAAAAGUGUAGUUAAAUUCAGGGAAAAAGAAUAUAUUGCAUCCAGAACAAAAAAAGAUCAGGUACAGAUCUUGGAAAUUCAAACCUCAGUAGGCGGAUGAAAUAGACCAGCUCAAGAGUGAAAGAGACAGCUGGAAGGUGCAGUUGAGAAAGUCUCUCAGAAGGCGAUACAAAGGGAUGUUCCUGACCUCUGCUGACCCUUAACCUCCCCCUUUGCCUACUGCAUGUCAGCUGCCUGGCCCUCCUGGACCACACUGGCCACUGCCAGGCCAGCACCCGCCUCUGCCCAGAACGCUCCUCCCCCUCACGGCUGCUUGGGUCCCUCCCUCGCUUCCGCUGGGUCCUUACUACUCAAAGGCCACCUCCUCAAUGAGGUCAUCCCUGAUUGAGAGUACCUACUAACAGAACACGGUUUGUUUAGCUGUCUUUUGGUUUUUUGGUCUUUCCCCACAAAAGCAGGAGUUUUAUGAGACAGUUCCACUGCUCUGUUCCCAGAGCCUUGAUUAUGCCCAGCAAACUCUAGGGACCGUGAGAUGCCCAUUGAAUGAGCGAAUGAAUCUCUUCUAUCUUAGCUGAUCCCAACAUGGGAGCUGGGGGUGGGAGUGGUCGGUGAUGGAGGAACUGAUAAAAUGAGUGAAAUUGAGCAAAAAUUCUUGGUUUAAUGGGGCAGAAGUGAUUAACAUGUUAAUAGAAAAGGAAUAUUUAAAUAUAUGUGUUAAAAAUUUUUAGAGAAGCUGCUAGAAGGAAAAAACAGGGUGUCCAAUAUCUAAAACAUUAAAGGGAAAGGUAGCACUGACAAAAUCAGUGUAUGUAUGAGGUAAAAGCAGGCUGGGGAGGGGAUAAACAGCAAGAAAGCUUGGUAAAUAGGAUACACAUCCAAACCUAUCAAUAAUCAAAAUAACUAUAAAUGAAUUAAAGUCACCUAACAACAGAUUGAGGCUCUCAGAUUGGGUCAAGAAAGCUAAUCAGACUAGGACUCCAUGUUUAAAAAUUAAAUAGGCAACAAGAUAUUUUAAGUUAAAGUUCAAAAUCCUACCCAGAGGGAUGAGACUGUCCCAACACGUUGUAGAUAUGCCAACAUUGCUAUGAAAUAUAAAGAAUUGUGAGAAAUACGAGAAGAUGGGUAAAUUGUGUAGUCAUAAAUGGAGACUAGUAUGUCUCUCACAGAAGGAGACAAGACCCACAGAAAUGAGAGUUGGUUGACACAGUAAUAUGUUUGGUCUAAAGUAAUUAACCUUCAAAGAGGAGAGAAUUCUUGUGUAAUAAAAAUUCCAGAAAAUGUACUGGAACUAGAUAGCAGUGAGGGUUGCAUAACAUAGUGAAUGUGCUAAAUGUCACUAAUGGCCAAUUUUAUGUGUAUUUUACCACCAUAAAAUAAAAACUCUCCCAGAACAUUGGGAAAUACGGAAUCCUGUACUUCUGAAAGGACAGAUAUAACAGUCACCCCAAAACCAGAUAAGAAUAAUAAGUACACACCAAAAAACUGAUUCUUUUUUUCCUGAA